Molecule: messenger RNA, 1432 nt
Organism: Emiliania huxleyi CCMP1516
Lineage: Eukaryota; Haptophyta; Isochrysidales; Noelaerhabdaceae
Exons: 4
Coding region: 266-1246 (326 amino acids)
Molecular function (GO): protein binding
Source: RefSeq, a predicted model, not a curated record
UGCGCACGAGGAGGAGCUGCGCGCGACGGAGGAGCAGCAGGAGGCGCGGCGCGGAUGGAUCGGUUCGGCGGAGAGCGCCAUCGCCGACGCUGACGCGGAGGCGGCGCGGCACGGCGCGCGGGCGGACGCGAUUGCGCGCGUGGCGUCCGCCGAGGAGGCGCUUCGCUCGCACCGGGCGCAGGAGCGGUCGCAGCUGCACGACCUCGAGGAGGAGGCUGCGUCCAUCCGCGCGGCGCAGCGCACGCACGCCGACUCGGUGGUGCAGAUGGAGGCGGAGGCGGAGCUUCUCUCGCGGCAGCUCGGCACGCUGCAGGACCAGCGCGUGCGGCUCGAGCGCGACAAGCGGCUCGCCGCCUCGUCGCAAAAGUUCGCCGAGGCGGGGAAGGUUGCCGCCGAGCUCAAGUCGCUCGCCGCGCGCUUCGAGGCGGACAAGGAGGCGCAGGAGCGGCUGCUCGGCCAGGCGGAGGCGGCGAGGAGCGCGCAGGCGCACGACGGGCGGCGCGAGGCGGAGCUGCACGCAGAGCUGCGCACGGAGCAGCGCGAGCUGGACGCGACGCGCUACCGGCUGCUGCGCGAGCACGAGGCCGCGAUGCAGGCGGCGCUGCCCGCGGCGGAGGGGGCGCAGGCUUCCCUCUUGCGCGAGCAGCUGAGCAGCAGCCAGGCCGCGCGGGGCGAGCUGCGCGCCACGUGGGGUUGGGACGAGGAGGGGCGCGCCGCCGCGGGCGCGGUGGGGGCGAGCGACGACGACGAGGAGGAGGAGAACAGCGAUGGCGCGGGGAAGAGCGGGGCGGGGAGCGGCUACGCGUCUGCGAGCGCGGCUGUAUCGCCACCCGCGAUCUCUGCCGUCCUCUCCGCGCUCGCGCCAUCGGCCGGCACUUCGCAGGCGGUACUCGCGGCGCUCGCCGACUCGGACGAUUCAGACGAGGAGGAGGCGGGCGGGGCGGGCGGGCGUUGUGGUGUCGCACCGGCGAAGGCGGCGGCGGCCGGCGGGGAAGCGGUCGCAAACGGAAACGGCAACGGCAACGGGGUGGGCGCCGUGGCGGCUGCGCCGGCUGUCUGCCCUCCCGGCUCGAGCACGGACGAGCCAAGCGAGGGGUCCGAGGACACGAGAGCCGCGCUGGAGGCGCGGCUCUCAGAGAUGGAGGACCAGAUGCAGGCGGCGGUGGACGCCGACGACUUUGAGGAGGCGUCGCGCAUCCAGGAUGAGCUCGACGCGCUCAACGACGCGAUCGACGCCCUCGGGUAGCCCAUAUGGCUGGCCAUCUAUGUGGCGCAUGUGGGCCGCGUGGCGCCCCCGCGAGCGGGCGGGGCGCCGGCGCGGUCUCGUGGUGCCGCUGCGCGCUGGGCUCUGCUAAGAGUCGCGGGUUGCGGCCGAGGUCUUGUGUGUCUGUGUGUGAAGUCUGAAAGAUCCAAGACCGCCCGCAAAGAUGAG